This is a messenger RNA of Pygocentrus nattereri (red-bellied piranha), 2385 nucleotides long. RefSeq names its product SWI5 homologous recombination repair protein (gene swi5). Gene Ontology annotation, biological process: double-strand break repair via homologous recombination. The transcript is spliced from 5 exons. Gene Ontology annotation, cellular component: Swi5-Swi2 complex; Swi5-Sfr1 complex. The record is from RefSeq and is a predicted model, not a curated record. Lineage: Eukaryota; Metazoa; Chordata; Actinopteri; Characiformes; Serrasalmidae. The coding region runs from base 119 to 547 and encodes 142 amino acids.
GGCGCGCUGAGCCGACUUGGCGGAGCUAAUGAGCUAGUUCGCUACUGCUAGUUUGAUUUAUCUUCGGUAAUGAGGAAUUCCUAACAAACUCCUUUAGUAAUUCGGGGCAGAAUGAGACAUGGAUUCAGAUGCGGGGCAGGAAGACCCCAAGGCCGGUCCUGUCGCUGAAACCUCGCUGAAAUUUACACCACAGAGGGGAGGCGCAGUGUUGUUAGCUUCAAGAAAAAGAACGCCAUAUUCGGGAUCAAAGAAAGUGAAUUCCAGUUUUAAGUCUCCAGUUCAGGUUUCCAACGCAGCAAGUUCUGGGAUUUGUAUUGAGAAGGAGAUCAAAGAACUGCAGAUGAAACUAUCCGAGCUGGAUUCACAGAUUGUGCUGUUAGAAAAUGAAGGCAUCAAAGUGGAGGAAAUAGAUCAGCACAUUGAUCUGCUGCACGAGUACAAUGACAUCAAGGACAUUGGCCAGACUCUUCUAGGCAGACUGGCCGUCCUGCGUGGAGUGACCACACGUGACUUGUACAGCCUAUUUGACAUGGAGCUGGACGACUGAUUGGCCAGGAGUAGAGGCUGUGUGCGAAUGUGGAUGGUGUUAGCAGUGCCCUUUCUGGAGGGUAAGCUGGUGUACAGGUGAUACAUGUAACAGCAGGAUCUGCCUAGAACACUGUAAAAUUAUUUGGUGUUGAGCUGAAGUGAGUAAAUCUGAAUGCAUUCAUUUUUAGGUUUUGUUGAACUGAAAUUAGUUAACAGAAUGUAAGGCACAUAUUUUUGUUCUUUUAAAGGGGACUUCUAUCAGUUUGUCAGUUUCUGCAUAAUGCAGUUGUUGAAAUGUGAAUAAAGUCAUUCAGAAUGGUUUGAUAUGAAAUGUUUCAUUGUAAGGAAUCAUCCUGACUCUUGAACUUUCUUUGAGGGAGCUGUUAGACCCAUGAGACGUCUGGUUCCUAUCACUGCAUGCUGUGAACAAGUCUAAAUCUUAGAAGAUUUACAACAGGAGUAUUUAACAUUAAACCCCUCUGAAUGAAAUUAGUUAUAUCUUAAGGAAUGCAUUAAGCAGAUUGUUUUAAUAAAUCAUUGGAAUUCCCCUUUGCAAUCAUUUGACGUUCAGUGAAUUCAAAGUCUUAAACCUGACAGAUUAUUGUUGUUAAGGUAAAACAAUACAUGACUUACAGUAUUAUGAGACUUCUGUGUCAAAUAUUUUCACCUCUCUGGUCCCAUGCAAGAUUUACUGAAGUGACUAUGAAGCUAUUUAGAAGUUAAUGGAAAAAAAGAGUAGUGGGUUUAUUUUCUAGUGUACUUGGGCCUAAUUGAUAUGAUUUUUUGUUGUUGUUGUUGGUUCUUUGGUUCUUCUUCAUUAACCUUUACCUAAUGCUGAGUCAGGAUCCUCUAAGGAUCUCUGGGAGUGGUUCAGUUAAUGCAGAGCAAGAAAUACCAAUACUAGGUGUGGAAAUGAUAAAGAACAGCAAUGGUUGGUCCACUAGCGUAGAAAGUAUUUUACUCAGGAAGGGCAUGCCUAUGGGCACGCCCACUGAAACUGCCUCCAUGGUUCAGGACUGGCAACCACUUAUGGGUUUGAGAGUGAUGAGUCAGAGUAACUUGUUUAAUUAACUAUAAAAAUAUAUAUAUUAAAAUAGAAUUAUUUGGUGAAAUUAUGAUUAAUUAGUUCAUUUUGACUGAAUGCUUCAACUUUUUUUAAAACAUACUAUUCUUGUAAAACGGGGGCGUUUAAGGAAGUUACACAGUGAAAACUUGUGAGAGAUGAGAGCAUGUUCUCAGCUUUCAUCUCUGCACCCUGGUCUUCCUUUCAUUGUUUUUGUUUUGUUUGGGUUUUUUAGUUUUAAUUUUUGUUUUUUGCCCCCAUGUGUGAAUGUUGAAAAAUUGUGUGGCCUUACACUGUCCUUUACACAUUUUAACAUGUUCUGAAGUGCCUUUCUUCCCCUGAGGUCCACUUAUGACCUUUUGUUAUGGUUUUAUGUACUGAAUAGUCAUUCAUUUUUACACAUUUGUAACCGUUCUAUUCCUUUCCAACAUAAUUAUUUCCAGCAUCUCUUUACCCUUCAUAAUGAAUCAGGCUGUUUUUGUUACUUCACCCUUAAGACUGAUAUAUGUAAAUGAGUUCUGAUCUGAUUGGGUGGCAUGUAUUGUGUCUAAUUCAGUGUUAAUGGGUGGAGCUAACCUGGAUGUAAAUACAUUGUAUUUUUUUCUGACCUCACAUCAAAUUCAAAACAAUUUUUUUUCCAGUUUAGUUUCCAUAUGCACUAUGUAGUGAACUUUUACAUGCUACGUAAAAUUUUCCCUUUGCAGUGGGGCUGUCUUGCGGUUGUCUUCAGUGUCUCAAGUCAAAGACUGUUCUCUUUAUUCAAGGCCUUUACAAAUAAAAGAUUGGACACGUUC